Camponotus floridanus (Florida carpenter ant) is the source of this 1564-nucleotide messenger RNA. It is a transcript of the gene Ube2g1, whose product is annotated as ubiquitin-conjugating enzyme E2 G1. The coding region runs from base 152 to 658 and encodes 168 amino acids. NCBI's taxonomy places the organism in Eukaryota, Metazoa, Arthropoda, Insecta, Hymenoptera, Formicidae. The transcript has 4 exons. Gene Ontology annotation, biological process: protein polyubiquitination; proteasome-mediated ubiquitin-dependent protein catabolic process. The record is from RefSeq and is a predicted model, not a curated record. Gene Ontology annotation, molecular function: ubiquitin conjugating enzyme activity.
UCAGACCGGCGCAGAGCUCGAGACGGAAGAACAUAUGUUUAACCAAGCGACGCAUGCGCAGUCACCGCUUCCGCGACGUACCUAGCCAUCUUUCCAGUCAAGCAAAAGUGAUUGUUUUCAGUCUUAGUCUUAUUUAACUGAACUUUUAUUAAUGUCAGAGCCACAGUCCGCGCUGCUAUUACGAAAACAAUUAGCAGAAUUAAAUAAAAACCCAGUAGAAGGGUUUUCUGCAGGCCUCAUAGAUGACAAUGACAUAUAUCGGUGGGAAGUACUCAUUAUUGGACCUCCGGAUACAUUAUACGAAGGUGGUUUCUUCAAGGCACAUUUACAGUUUCCAAAAGAAUAUCCACUUAGGCCACCACGAAUGAAAUUUAUCACCGAAAUAUGGCAUCCAAACAUUGAUAAAAAUGGAGAUGUGUGUAUAUCGAUACUGCAUGAACCUGGUGAUGACAAAUGGGGAUACGAGAAAGCAUCCGAGCGGUGGUUACCGGUUCACACAGUCGAAACUAUUCUGAUAAGUGUUAUUAGCAUGCUCGCAGAUCCUAACGAUGAGAGCCCUGCUAAUGUGGAUGCCGCCAAAGAGUGGAGGGAAAGUUAUACGGAAUUUAAAAGAAAGGUGGCGAGGUGUGUGAGAAAAAGCCAAGAAGAGUGUUUGUAGGGGAUGAACAAAUAUACAAAUGGAAAGACUUAUUUAAUUCUGGAAAGCCGUAAGCACUGUAAGAAAGAAACCGAUGCUCAGCAUAAAGCUAACGGACAGCAGUGCCACUAAAAGCGGAAUAAGCCUGACCUAUCCUUAUGCAGAGAGAAGAAGACAGAGUGUGUGUGAACACGAGAGUAGAACUCACGCUGCUCUAUCAUGUUUAUUAAACCACCGCCACCAACAUACGAUCCAGAUCCAUCGAGACGGAAAACAUAACAGAAAUACACACGCAAUUCAUCUUUUACAUAAUAAACAGCUAAAGAAAAUUAAUUUACACAUAUACAUAAAGAAAAAAAUCAUCUCUGUAUAAUUAUUACCUUAAUAUUAAUAGUUCUUAUAAACUCUUAACUCCCCCCUGCCCCUCCUAUGCUCAAGAAUUACCCCGAGCCCCUUUGAACCGAACCUUGUAAUUUAAAAUAAUAUGUUUACGUUUAUCUCAAUAAUAAUUCCUUAGUGUCGUUUCGUAUUUUCUUACUUUCGUAAAUAUAUACAUAUAUAAAUAAAUUUUUAUAAAAUCAAGGAAAAAGACGGGACACAUACAGCAAUCGUGUAAUAAAUCAAUCACACCGAGAAUGGACUGCAUACGAAUUAAUUAACACACUGCGGUGAGAAAAAUGCCGUACUUACGAGCGGCAAUGUAAAAAUAUAUGUUAAAUUUUAAUCGAACCGUAAGUUGCCAAAAUAAUUUUAAUUCAAGUGAUAAUAAUGAUAAUAUUCUUAUUAAUGUAUCUCGAUAAUUACAGCUAGUGCUCGUGACAUAACGUAUGUGUUAUAAGAUACUCGCUCUUUAACUGUCAUUCGUGUGCACGAUAACGGUGCUUUCUUUGCAAAAUAAACUUGCGGUUCUUUUUUUCCUUUUAAUCA